Messenger RNA from Sardina pilchardus (European sardine), 3883 nucleotides. Its product is annotated as myelin regulatory factor-like protein. Gene Ontology annotation, molecular function: sequence-specific DNA binding; DNA-binding transcription factor activity. Gene Ontology annotation, biological process: positive regulation of DNA-templated transcription; protein autoprocessing. Lineage: Eukaryota; Metazoa; Chordata; Actinopteri; Clupeiformes; Clupeidae. The coding region runs from base 249 to 3119 and encodes 956 amino acids. Gene Ontology annotation, cellular component: nucleus; endoplasmic reticulum membrane. The record is from RefSeq and is a predicted model, not a curated record. The transcript is spliced from 26 exons.
CCAAAGACAGACGGAAGGCUUCACGUCCGCCAUUUGCAGUAAUCGGGGGGGAAAUUGUGAUUAUUCCGAAGAAUUGUUUUAUUUCCCUAAGGAUAUUGCAUUGAAAAUCCAUGGAAUAGGGAAUGGACAUGGACUAACGAUGAAAUAGGUGUCACCAUUCCUGACCCAAAUGGAUUGUACCUGAUUUUUUUCCAAGUGCCAAGGCAACACCGAUUGUAAGAACUCCAUCUUGGUUUGAAGAAGGUGAUAUGGAAGUAAAAACUUUCAUGACUAGAGGUGAUCCAAUGGACGUCCUGGGAGAGAGUGAGGCCCUGCAGCAGUUUUUUGAAGGGCAGGAUGUGGACACCAGCAUGCUAGAGCAGUAUCUCAGCAAUGAAAUCGAACACAACAGCUUCAUGCUUCCUGAGUCACCCCCGGACUCUGGAUCUGAACCCUGCUCUCCUCCUCAAAUGACCGACGUCCAUGUCGGGACGACAAGCUGGUCUCCAGGGCAACUGCCCGAGGGAGCGCUCCAUCCUGCCACAGCCAGGGCCGCUGCAGUGUCCUGCCGGUUCAAAGAGAGGCCAGAUGCCCCCUACGGCACGCCACUCCGCCACAACCCUGCCCACCCUCACCCCCAGCUCCACCCCCAGCUCCACUCCCAGCUCCACCUCCAAGCCAGCGCUCACCACGCCACUCAGACCCACGAGCCGCCCAUCCACCCGCCGUACCUGAGCCCAGCGGACAACUACAUUCAGGCUCAGCGGUCUCCCGUAGCGCUGGGGCAGGAGGCCCUUCAGCAUGCCCAGGUUAUGGGCCCACAGGGGGGCUACCCCAGGACUAACCCCCCCUACACUCCCUCCACCUCCCCUUGUCUUGUCCAGAGUCCAGCGGGACCAGAGUUCCUCCAGCACACCUCCGUCCAGCAAUUAGGGCCUGUUCUGACAGAAAGUAACAAGAGGAGACGGUCGGAGUCGUUUGAAGCAGCUGCAGACAACGGGCCAUGGGGGGUCUCGGUCUGGACCAAGGGUCCUUACAUGGGCACAGAAGGUGGUGGUGGGGUUGAGAUGUCCUCCUAUGACAGCGAUACGGCCGCGGGCAGCUCUGGGCAAGGAGGGUACCAGCUGCUGGCAUGGGACAAGCACCAGCCUGAGCAGUGGUGCACCCUCUACAACAGCCAAUACGAGAACCUCCCACCACCUGGUUACCAUGUGGACACAGAUAAAGGCUUCAACUACUCCUCAGCCGAUGAGGCCUUUGUGUGCCAAAAGAAGAACCACUUCCAGGUCACAGUUCAUGUGCGAGUGGUGGGUGACCCCAAGUAUGUCAAAACCCCCAAAGGCCCAGCGUCUAUUGACAGCUUCCAUGUUAAAGUCUUUGGAAUGAAGUUGGAGGCUCACAGUAAUCUCAUCACGAUUGAGCAGUCGCAGUCAGACCGUAGCAAAAAGCCGUUCUUCCCUGUCAACGUAAAUCUGCCAGGAGAUAAGAUCACCAAGGUGACGCUGGGAAGACUGCACUUCAGUGAGACCACAGCCAACAACAUGAGAAAAAAGGGCAAACCCAACCCUGACCAGAGAUAUUUUCUGAUGGUGGUGGGGCUGUAUGCAUCAGUGAGGGGAGAAAGCCAUCUGGUGGUGGCUCACAUGUCGGAGAAAAUCAUAGUCAGGGCUUCAAACCCUGGUCAGUUUGAGAAUGACAGUGAGGUCCACUGGCAGAGGGGCCAGGCACCCGACUCCGUGGUGUGCCAGGGCAGGGUGGGCAUCAACACAGAGACACCUGACGAAGCCCUGGUGGUCUGUGGCAAUGCCAAAAUCAUGGGGUCGGUGAUGCAUCCCUCUGACAGACGUGCCAAGCAUAACAUACUCGAGGUGGACUCGACAGAGCAGCUGAGGAGAAUAGCGCAGAUGAGGAUAGUGGAGUACGACUACAAGCCAGAGUUCGCCGAAAAGAUGGGGAUCGAGCAUGUCCAUGAAACAGGUGUCAUUGCUCAGGAGGUGAAGGAGGUUCUACCAAACGCUGUCAAGGAGGUGGGAGACGUAAUGUGCACGGAUGGAGAGAAAAUUCAGAACUUCCUCAUGGUGGACAAAGAGCAGAUUUUCAUGGAGAAUGUUGGUGCGGUCAAGCAGCUGUGUAAGCUGACGGGCAAUCUGGAGACGCGGAUCCAGGAGUUGGAGGUGUGGAACACUCGGCUGGCCAAAGUCCCCCCUCCCGGAAGCGCACGACCCACCGUCCCGAUCCACCCGGCCAGUGCCAAAGGCAAAGUUCACAAAUUCCACACUGUCCCUCCCCCUCAGCGGAAGCCGUCCUCGUGUACGACAGCCAAAAAAUACAUCAGUGAGAAGUACAAAAGCUUCUGUCACCACCGGGUCUUUCAAGCCGGCAUCCUGACCGUGGUGGGUCUGUUGGCCUUCUGCGUCAUCUCCCUCACUGCCAUAUAUUUGCUCACGUUAGACGACAACCCGUCUCCAGGCUGUGGAGAGAGUGGAACUAUCCAACCGCUUAAUCCUCACCCAACCAAACCAGAUAUCCAUUUUUGCAACUCUCCGUCGGACUGUGACCAAGUUUACUGUUGCACCUUGGACCCAGGAGAGGGCCACCAUACAACCUCCUCUGCCAUAACCUUAGAACCCCAUUCACCAGUCAUACCAGCAGAUGAACGACUGGAGGACUUGUGCAUACAAAAUCACAGGCAAACCUCCACUCAAAGCAUUCAAAGGACAAAUGCAACACUCCAGGCCAUCAUCAUCAUGCAAAGUGAGCAAGUCAUUGAUGAGCGCUACUGCCUGCAGGGGUUGUGUCAGCCUGGGAACUACAGCUACAGGAUCCCCAUCAGCAAGUCUGUCCCUGUCAACAUGAGCAUCACUCUUCAGAUGAAUUCCACAGAGCCUCUGGUAGUGCAUAAAUGCCAUGCCGAUGAGACCGAUGAAUGUGACACCACCAUGACCCCUAGUAAUGUGGAGGAACAUCAUAACAGCACUGAGGGUUAUCUGCAUAUGUGGACGUUACCAGUUGCUCGACUCCAUCAAAGUUCUUACCACUUCCGUGCUGCAAAAGCUGGGGCAGACUGCAGUACCGACCCCAGCCAUAUGGGGGCAACGUUCACAGAUUACCACCUUCACUUCUAUCGCCAUUGUGAUUGAGAACCAGCCUGAAUGACCCGGAUUGACCCUACCCCCCAUUCCCUACCCACUGUCCAUUAUAUGCAUGGGGACAGUGUGUAUUUCGAUGCCAUUGACAUUUUAGACAGAAAUAGAGAGCGAGAGACUGAGGGUCUAUUGUUAAAUAUUUUCUCCUUAAAAUUCUGAUUCAUUUUGACAUAUUGUUGUACAGCAAUUACUUUUCCCUGGGGAGUUAUAUCAACUGGUAGUUUCCCUUUUUGUCUAUUUAUGAGUGUAAUGCUACUUGUGUGUGUAGAAUGACAUUUGAAAAUCUUUCUUCUUGCACUGUGUGAAAAAUAAGACUGCAAUUGAUGACUUUGAUUUGCAGAGUGUGAACCGAAUUGAACCUUCUCGAGGGAUUAUGAAGUUGAAACUCGGAUGUAGAUUAUGUAAACUAGGAUGUAGACUAAUGUAUGAUGUGACAUAUUACUCUGCACUCAACAGAGUCCCUCGUUCUCACCUCACCAGACAUCACUCAGAUACAUUGAACUGCAAUUAGCAACUGGACAUCGGGACUGAAUUUUUUUGUUUUGUUUUUUCUCUCUCUCUCAAACAUGGAUUGAAAGGACAGAGAGUAGCAGGAUAACCCAAAGACCAUGAGCACUUUGAACUACUCCUUAUCACUGACAGGUGGAAUGAAUGAAUGAAAGAAUGACUGAAUGAUUGAAUGACAUAUAUUAUGCGGUUUUUGUAUUCACUUGUUUUGAACUUUACCUUUAGAUCUUCUAUUAAAAAUGUAUUCAGGC